GCAGCCCUCGUUUUGGGAUGUUUACGUUUCGAGCACCAACUCUCCUCAGUUUGACCUUAACAAGCACAACGGCAUCUCCAACUUACCCUAAGACGCGUCCACAUUGCAGCGCCUGUAACAACACCAACAAGAUGCCAAUUCAAGCGAAAAUCGGUCCGUCUAUAUUAAACGCAGAUUUGGCCAAUUUAGCAGCCGAGUCACAGAAAUUGCUAGACAAUGGUGCAGACUAUUUGCAUCUGGAUGUUAUGGACGGUGAGUUUGUGCCAAAUCUCACCUUUGGCCAUCCCAUGGUAAAAUGUUUGCGUAACCAUAUCAAGGAGGCAUUCUUUGAGACACACAUGAUGGUUCAGAAUCCAGAGCAAUGGAUAACGCCAAUGGCAGAUGCGGGCGUUAAUCUUUAUACAUUUCAUGUGGAGCCCGUCAAGGACGUGUGCAAUGUUACACGACAAAUACAGGAGGCCGGCAUGAAAGUGGGCCUGGCCAUCAAACCAGGUACUCCGGUAAAUGUUAUUGAGAAAUAUAUAGAUGUAGCAGAUCUAGUGCUGGUCAUGACGGUGGAGCCAGGCUUUGGUGGCCAAUCCUUCAUGGGCGACAUGAUGCCCAAAGUAGAAUGGCUGCGCACUAACUAUCCCAAUCUGGACAUCGAAGUGGAUGGCGGCGUCGGACCAAAGACCAUCGAUUGCUGUGCCAAAGCCGGUGCUAAUUGGAUUGUAUCCGGCACAGCUGUAGUCGGUGCUGCCGAUCAGCGUGAGGUCAUAAGCGAGUUGCGGAACGUGGUGAAAGGUUACCUCAACUGAAGCUAAAAUGCAUUUAGCCAAAUAGAAUUUGUAACUUAAGUACAACAUGAGUCUACACUUAACAAAGUCAAAUUUCCAAAUUUCCAGUUGUAAAAGACACAGAAAAUGUAUAACAUUUAUAAACGUUUUAAUGAACUGUUAAGCCAAACGAAUAUAUAUAUUAUGUUUUUA
This is a messenger RNA of Drosophila hydei, 968 nucleotides long. RefSeq names its product ribulose-phosphate 3-epimerase (gene Rpe). The transcript has 3 exons. The coding region runs from base 18 to 797 and encodes 259 amino acids. Gene Ontology annotation, molecular function: metal ion binding; D-ribulose-phosphate 3-epimerase activity. Lineage: Eukaryota; Metazoa; Arthropoda; Insecta; Diptera; Drosophilidae. Gene Ontology annotation, biological process: pentose-phosphate shunt, non-oxidative branch; pentose-phosphate shunt; carbohydrate metabolic process. Gene Ontology annotation, cellular component: cytosol. The record is from RefSeq and is a predicted model, not a curated record.